Molecule: messenger RNA, 1473 nt
Organism: Penicillium alfredii
Lineage: Eukaryota; Fungi; Ascomycota; Eurotiomycetes; Eurotiales; Aspergillaceae
Product: RecF/RecN/SMC
Exons: 3
Coding region: 1-1473 (490 amino acids)
Biological process (GO): sister chromatid cohesion
Cellular component (GO): cohesin complex; nucleus
Molecular function (GO): ATP hydrolysis activity; ATP binding; DNA binding
Source: RefSeq, a predicted model, not a curated record
AUGGGGAAACUCAUUCGGCUGGAGCUUUUCAAUUUCAAGUCUUACAAGGGACACCAUGUCCUGCUGUUCGGAGAUGCCUAUUUCACAUCAAUUAUCGGCCCCAACGGGUCUGGCAAGUCGAAUUCGAUGGACGCCAUUUCGUUUGUUCUAGGAAUAAAAUCGUCUCACCUGCGCUCGACCAAUCUUCGCGAUCUCGUUUACCGUGGUCGCGUUCUGCGUACGUCAAAAGUGGAGGGAGGGCCUGAGCCCGAUGAACAAGAUGGAGAGCAAGAGGAAGAAGACGAGCCCGACAAUACGAACGCGUCGCAGGAUGCCAGUGAAUUGCAUGAUCCCAAAACUGCUUGGGUGAUGGCUGUCUAUGAGGACGAUGCAGGUGAGGAGCAGCAAUGGCGCCGAUCCAUUACCAACCAAGGAGUCAGCGAGUACCGCAUCAACAGCCGCAUUGUGACCGCCCAGCAAUACAACGAGGCUUUGGAAGAGGAAAACAUCUUGAUCAAGGCUCGCAACUUUCUUGUGUUCCAGGGAGACGUCGAGGCCAUCGCGUCGCAGUCGCCCAGAGACCUUACUCGGUUGAUUGAGCAGAUCUCUGGCAGCUUGGAGCACAAGGCCGACUACGAAAAACUCAAGGCAGAGGCGGAGGAGGCUGCGGAACAACAGACCGUCCAGCUCAAUCGUCGCCGAGGAAUCAACUCCGAGGUGAAGCAAUACCAGGAGCAGAAGCGGGAGGCCGAGAAUUACGCAAAAAAGGCCGAAGAGCGUGACCAGGCCAUCAUCACUCACAUCCUCUGGAAGCUUUUCCACUUCCAACGCUUGAUAGACGCGUCCAGUGCGGACAUUCAGAAGUACCAGGAUGAGCUCAAGGAAUACCGCCGGGGCGUUGAAAAAUACGAGCACAAUGUUGAGGACGCUAAGAAAGAUCAUGCGCGAGUGGGCAGGGACGUCGGGAAAGCCGAGAAAACCAUUAUGAGGAAAGAGAAGGAAAUCGAGGAGCUCAACAACUCGCUGGUGCCGGUCGACGAGAAGGUUCACAUCACCUACAAAAAGGCCGAACGGUAUUCCUCGAAGAUCGAUGAAAUUAAUCACGAGCGCUCUUCUCAAUCCAGUAACGCCAAACAACUCGAGAAGAAUCUCAAGCUUGUUGAGAAAGCCCAGGCUCAAUGGGAAGCCGAAUGGCAAAAGGCCAUGAGCAAGAAAGGUGGUCAGUUGAGUGAAGCCGACCAGCAAGAGUACCAUAAGCUUCGGGAAGAAGUGAACCGGCGCUUGUCGGCGGAUCAGCUCAAUCUGGACAACCUUCGGCGGCAAAGGAAGACCGAGGCUGAAGCAGUGAACAGCUUGAAGGGGAAAUUCGAAAAUACAGAAUGGCAAUUAAAGAACCUGGAGUCCGAAGCGCAGAACAUGAAUGACCGCAGGUCGAACCUCAAAAGCAACAUCAAGACCACCUCCACGGAGAUUGAGCACAAAAAAAGGACCUGA